AAGAAGCCUGCCCACUGCAGAACUCAGCCUGGAAUAGCCCAGGGUCGGCGGGGGAUACGGCCGAUCCCGGGCUGGCACAGCGAGAUUCCCCCCUCCUCCCCACCCUCCGUCUGUAUCUCGCCUACUGCCCGCUCUGGCUCUGGCUGGGCUCUGCUUGUUUUGUCCGCGCCGCGCCGCGCCGCACUGAGCCGCGCCACGGCCGAGGAGGAUGCGCCUUCUUCCAGCGGUGGCGGCGGCGGCAGCUGCUGCUGCUGCUGUUGCUCGUGUCCGGGGAGCGCGGUGAUUAGCCAGAUGGGGACCGGCCUGCCCGGCUGACGGAGCGGGGGAGGAGGAGCAGGCGCUUUUGUUGCCUCUGCGGCCGCCGGAUCGCCCGCUGCAAAAGGAGAGGCGAGGCGCCCCGGAGAAGGGACUAGCUGCACAUUACCCCAAGAUACGCUUCAUCAUGGCAUGCCUGCACGAGACCCGCACACCUUCCCCCUCCUUUGGCAGUUUCAACACUAUCUUGACAGAGAGUUCCCUCCGAAAGUUGGAUCCAGAUGCCUCAGACUGCACCCCUGAGAAGGACUUGACGCCCACACAGUGUGUGUUGCGAGACGUCUUGCCCAUAGAUGGGAGUGGAGGGGGGGGCAGCGGACACAGUCCCACCCCCAGCGAGGAGACCCACGAACAGUUUGCCAACAGUGUGCUGCAGCUCCAUGAGAAUGAAGCUGGUAAUGGCGGGGGAGGUGGAGCUGGCGCUGCAGGAGCUGGAGUGGGGAAUCCUGAAGUCCGGCCCACCCGCUACCAUGCUGACCAAGUACGGAUCCACUGCCAGACAGGAAGUGGCUUUCUGGAAGGGCUUUUUGGUUGCCUCAAACCUGUCUGGACCAUGAUUGGCAAAGCAUAUUCCACCGAACACAAACAGCAACAGGAAGACCCAUGGGAGGUACCCUUUGAAGAGAUCAUGGACUUGCAAUGGGUAGGCAGUGGGGCCCAAGGAGCUGUCUUCCUGGGACGUUUCCACGGGGAGGAAGUUGCAGUCAAGAAGGUGCGAGUCCUGAAGGAGACGGAUAUCAAACAUUUGCGAAAGCUCAAGCAUCCCAACAUCAUCACUUUCAAGGGUGUGUGCACCCAGGCUCCCUGUUACUGCAUCAUCAUGGAAUUCUGUGCCCAGGGCCAACUCUAUGAGGUGCUACGUGCUGGACGCAAAGUUACCCCCUCGCUGUUGGUGGACUGGUCCAUGGGCAUCGCUGGUGGCAUGAACUACCUGCACUUGCAUAAGAUCAUCCACCGAGACCUGAAGUCACCCAACAUGCUGAUCACAUAUGAUGAUGUGGUGAAGAUCUCCGACUUUGGCACCUCCAAAGAGCUCAGUGACAAGAGCACCAAGAUGUCUUUUGCUGGCACCGUGGCCUGGAUGGCCCCUGAAGUGAUUCGGAAUGAGCCUGUUUCUGAGAAGGUUGACAUCUGGUCCUUUGGGGUCGUUCUCUGGGAGUUGCUGACUGGAGAGAUUCCCUACAAGGAUGUGGACUCCUCAGCCAUCAUCUGGGGAGUGGGCAGUAAUAGCCUCCAUCUACCUGUGCCUACCAGUUGCCCAGAUGGCUUCAAGAUCCUCCUGAGGCAGUGCUGGAAUAGCAAACCUCGGAAUCGUCCAUCCUUCCGGCAGAUCCUACUGCACCUUGACAUUGCCUCUGCUGAUGUGCUGUCCACACCGCAAGAAACCUACUUCAAAUCCCAGGCCGAAUGGCGAGAAGAAGUGAAGCUCCAUUUUGAAAAGAUCAAAUCAGAGGGGACAUGUCUACACCGUUUGGAAGAGGAGUUAAUUCACCGACGGCGAGAAGAGCUCAGGCAUGCCCUGGAUAUCCGGGAGCACUACGAACGUAAACUGGAACGGGCCAACAACCUUUAUAUGGAGCUCAAUUCCCUUAUGUUGCAGUUGGAGCUGAAGGAGAAAGAGCUGCUUCGGCGAGAGCAAGCGUUAGAGAAGAAAUACCCUGGACUUUUUAAGCACCAUCCAUCCCGGAGUCUCCUACAUGGCAACACAGUGGAGAAGCUGAUCAAGAAGAGGAAUGUGCCACAAAAGCUCUCUCCACACAGCAAAAGGCCAGACAUUCUAAAGACAGAGGUCAUCUUGGACCCCAGCCUGCCUCAGCUCGCCAUCCCCUUGUGCCAGAAAGGGCCCCCGUCCCCCGGGCGCAGCCGCCGUGCUAAGUCACGCUACCGUAAGGUCAGCACACGGGGCAGCUGUGGGGAGCUGGCCGAUCCCGGAGGAGCCAAGCGCCUGGAGCCCUGCACGGCCCUCCGAGGGCUCCAGCAUGACCUGCUGCUGCGCAAAAUGUCGUCUUCCAGCCCUGACCUCAUUUCCACCACGUUGGGAGCCGAGGGCCGCAAGGGGGCGGCGGGGCCAGAAUCCCCACCAGCAGAGCAGCCUCGCAGUGAGACACCCAGCGAAGACACUGCCUCGGUGCCUUGUUCCAGCAGCCCCGACUCGCCCUCUUCUCGACAGGGGGCAGUGGGGCCACCAGGGAAAGCAAGGCUGCAGCCCGGAGAAGACGCAGAACGGGAACAGGGCAAGGGUAACCGCUCAGGGGCCCCACAGCAGCCUCAGCACCUCACACCAGCAGCCAUGUUGUACCGGGCGGCUGUUACCCGCAGCCAGAAACGUGGUAUCUCCUCAGAGGAAGAAGAGGGCGAAGUGGACAGUGAAGUUGAGCUCCCUCUCCGGCAAAGGUGGCCUCAGGCUAGGAGCAAACGGCAAUCUCUCUCCACCUUCAGCUCCGAGAAUUUCUCAGAUGGUGAUGGUGAGGAGGGCACUGGCAGUGAGGGCACCACAGCUUCCCACAGUGGCGGCACCCCUGAUGUGCCCAGUACCAAUACAGACGAACGCCUGGAUGCUGAGCGCUCAGACGACGACAUUCUGGGGAACUCUGAUGGGUUGUCUGAAAAGGAAGCCGCCAUUCAGCUUGUGAAACGGCAGCUCAGUGCUGAGCAGAAUGCUGGAGAGGAUCCUGCAGCCUAUGAAGACUCGGACUGCGAUAGUGCCGAACUGGACAAUUCAGGCAGUGGGGAAGUGCAGAGACUUCCAGACAUACCGAAUUUGUGAUCUCCACUGCUUGGGGUUUCCUUUCCCAGGUUGUACAGUUCCCUCCUCCCUUCUCGGCCACCCUGCACCACCACCACCACCUUCUCCCCAGAUAUUUAUAUAAAUAAUUAUAAAGCUCUAUAUAAAUCUAUAUUAUCUCAUAAUCUCUGGAAAGAGAGCCAGCACACCUCAUUCCUCUCCUCAGUUCCUGCUCCCACAUUUUCUCUGACCAGUUUGGGGGGGGGGAUCGAGGGUCUCACCUUAUUAUCAGGGCUCACUGCUUUCAAUGCUGGACAGCUGGAAUGGAGGCAGCAACUGAACAGACUCUCCCCUUGGGCGGCCACUGGCCUCACAGCUCACCACUUGCUCGACGCACAGGAAGGCACUGAUUCCUUCCACUUUGCUUCCUCCAAAGUCCCGAAUGGUUUGGGAAUUCAGCAGCAGAAGAUCAGCCAGGCCUGAUGGCCAUCAGAACCCAAGGGAUGAAGAGACGAGAGAGAGAGAGAGAGAGAGAGAGAGAGAGAGAGAGAGAGAGAGAGAGAGAGAGAGAGAGAGAGAGAGAGAGGCGGCUCAGGCUAAGAAACCGUGCUUUCAUCUACCAGUGGAAAAUGACAACGGUGCGCCAGGAGGCUGCAGGUCCCAGCUCUACCUCUUGACUGGAUGAUGUACAUCGCCACCCGAAGGUCCUGAGUGCUUAAGCAGACUGUCUCUGAGAUGGACUUGAUGCCUGUUUGGGCCAUAGUCAGCACGGAACCAUUGUCCCAAUGGGCAGCUUGGAAAGGAGCCAUUUCCAUCACCUUGUAGCUGUUCUCAGAAGCAACAACAAGACUAAAGGCCUCAACUCCCUCCCAGGCCCCCGUGUCUCUUCCCAAUACAUCAUCCUCACCUUCUCCACGUCCAGUCAUUCGGCAGACACACACACACACAAAACACACAUACACAAACUCUCACACACACACACACACACACACACAAACACACACAGGCUUUCCUACCUUUGAGAAGGCCCACUCCUUUGGUUGAGAUGGGAAAGCGGCCCCCUUCUGCUCUCUGCUGGCACCAAGAUGCACUGCACUUUUUUGUGCUCGGUUUAUUUAUUUAUUUUAUUUAUUUAUUUAUUAUGAGAAAUGUUUACAUUUGCACUUAUUGUGUGUGUUCCCAUCUGAGGGAGGAAGCCAGGGAGGGGGGGAAGGAGAGGGAGCGCAUAAGGGGCAGGAAGUGGGAUUGGUGACAUUUGUGACCUGUUGAUGUUGAGCUGCCACCCUGCCUAAAAAGAGAAAGGGGAGUUGCUUGAAUGUACACUUGUGUGGAAAAAACCAAACCAAACCAGCCGGUCCUCUUGGUUUCUCAGGUGAAAAAACUUGGCUUGGAGAAUCAUGUUGUGUUAUUGCUCCCUUUUCAGUUCAUUUGUUGCUUUAGAGGUGUUUGGUUAAAACCCCAGGGAUGUGAGAGUCUAGUGCAGGGGUAGGCAACCUUGGCUCUUUUAUGACUCGUGGACUUCAACUCCCAGAAUUCCUGAGCCAGCCAUGCUGAGGGGAAAGGGAGAGGUUUCCAAGCUGAGCCAUGCUGGCUCAGGAAUUCUGGGAGUUGAAGUCCACCAGUCCUAAAAGAGCCAAGGUUGCCUACCCCUGGUCUCGGUCAGGGCCAGGCUAAAAGCAAGUGUGGGCAUAAACUUAUUCAGAAAUAUUUUUUUCUCCCAGUGGAAGACUUGCAGGAAAAGGGGCACAGCAGCCAAAAAUAAAAAAAUAAAAAUGUUGGAACCAAUACAACUCUUUCCCCAUUGCAACCAGCCAGCAUGUGCUGGAAAGAGAGGUUCUCAAAAACUAUUGUCAAAAGGAAAUCUUAUGAGGGGCAAUUGGCUGUCUACCUAUGAUAUUGGGUGUUCCUGUUGCCUCUGGCAGGAAUGUGUUGGAUUGCAUUCAACCCUCAGGUGCCCUGGUGCUAGUCCUUUCCAGUUCAAAGGGGCCAAGCCUUAGGUGCUCAAGAUGCUGUUCUUGCAGCGUGUUUGAUGCUUAUGUAUCCAUAUAUAGCCACAGGUGCUCCUUUCUCAUAGAUGAGGAUCUUCAGUAACCCUGGGGGAGAAUGUACUGCAAUCACACACAAGCUUGGUGUAGGGCUAAUUGCCUAUGUUUCACAUAGGCAAUUAGAAAUAGGGUUCCAUAUUUCUGGUAACAACCCCUUCCCGAACAAAAAGUUGCAUUUUUUUUCCUGGGAAAAUUGUAUCUGAAUAAUUUGCCCAUCAAGGUUUGAUGGUGCUAGGUCAAGCAGAGUACUGGCAAACCGUAUACUGUAAAGCAGUUUUAUAACUCAAGAAAUCCUGCCUUGGACCUGCUGCCAAGUCAGACAUUAUUACUGAAUUAACUUCUGCAAUAUUGGGAGAUGUGUGCGGACAUCUCCCCUGGUCAUCAGGGCAGGCUCUCAAACUCUAUUUAUGCAGUUACCACUGGUUUUUUUUGUUUUUGUUUUAAAAAAGUCUCCUCCAUGUCAAGCUUGACUCAUGGCAGCUUCUUAGUUACAUCUGUGUACGGUUGGGUAGUUGGUUUUUUUGGCAACAAAAGAGAAAUCCUUUGCCAUUGUCUUCUGGGAGUCUAUAAACGUUUUACUUUCCAGACUAGCCUAUACUCUGGUGGACUCCUAUUCAAAUACUAAUCAGGUUUCACACUCAUUUUGGAGAUCAUCUUUUGGCCUCUGCAAUAUAUUUUUUUUCCUCUUGUUUGAGCCUCCAUUUAAUCCUGAAAUAAUCCACACCUUCACUAGGCUAAGGAUGAUACCAACAUACUCUUUUCAUAACCUUAAAGGCAUGGUAGAAGUUCAAGGGUGUCGCUAAAUUUUGUGCAGCCGUUGCAUUCCUGCUUAACACUAAAAACUGGUGCAAACUUUUGAUGCAGAAUUUAUUCUCAGGGCUACCAUAUCUGAAUAACCAUUACAUGGUAGCAAGGAAAUGCAGCCUAACUAUAUGGAGACUUGAAAGAAAUUCUACUACUAAUUCAGGGGAAAACUGUAACUGUUUAACCCUGAGUUGGGGAGGAAUGCACAGCACGAGGGACGUGCUUGAACCUUUAUGAAAUUCUGAUUACAUUUUCUUAGCUGGAAAGUGGAGGGUAGACUAUCAGUUUUCUGAUCCUAGAUGGCUGCCUUGUCCUCCAAGCAUGGAUUUUUCUCAAUAAGGGAAGAAAGGCAGUCAAAAUUCUUAAAUGCUUUUAAUUUCUUUAGCUUAAGAAAAAUGGGGUAACCUGGCAGAAGACACACCAAAAAGAACAUGCUAGCCCCCUUUAAAAAGCCAGCCCUUGCAAUAAUUGGAGCAGCAGUGUUCAUAGGCUAUUACAAGUCAAGCAUCUGUGAAGCAGGGCAUGUAAAUAGGGAGUGAAUGCAGACUGUCAAGUCUAACUGGCAGAGAAAUUACUUGGCCUGUUCCUUUAGGACUUCACAGACCAGAGUAAGAGGAUGGUAGCUGGGCUGCAAAGAUCCACAUAACCAUCACAUAGCAACAAUAACCCUCGAACAAAGGACUAGUGGAAAUAUUCUCUGUUCAAGUCAUCCAGGCCUGGGUCCUUACUGUGAAUCCUGUGCUUUGGACCUUUUCCAAAAAGCCACUAACUAGUUACUAAAAGAACAACUUAAAAGUUCAACUUGAACUUUUGCCUUUUCUAUAUGGCAGUCCUGACUUAAAGAACACAUUCACAACCAGCAACUCAGUGGCUAAGUGAAAAGGUCCUUAAGCAAAACAUCACGUGACUGUGCAGAACCUACAAGGCCACUUCCACUCCAGCUGUUAAGCAAAUCACCUGCACUCCUUAAGCAAAAUAUUGCACGAUCGCAACUUGCAAUUUUGCUGCAGGCUGGCCGUGAAGCACGCAAAUGAUAAUUGCCGUGACUUGUGGGAUGCGCAGUGGUCAUCCGAGUCACGGCCGGUCACAAUAUUACUUUUUCAACACCGUCAUUGCUUCAGUCGUUAAACAGGACACAGUAAGUGAGGACUACCUAUAAGAGCUGUUGGUGGUGCAGUGGUUAGAAUGUAGUAUUGCGGGCUAAUUCUGCUGACUGCAAACUGCCGGCAGUUCGAAUCUCAGCGGCUCAAGGUUGACUCAGCCUUUCAUCCUUCCAAGGUCCGUAAAAUGAGGACCCAGGUUGUUGGGGGCAAUAGGCUCACUCUGUAAACUGCUGUAAAAGCACUGUGAAGUGGUAUAUAAGUCUAAAUGCUAUUACUCUAAGCUAGGCUUGAUUGCUGGAGAGCAGUCUGGAGCAGGGGUCCUCAACUCCUGGGCCAAGGACCGGUCCUGGUCGGUGGCCUGUUAGGAACCAGGCCGCACAUCUGGAGAUGAGCGGCUGGUGAGCAGGCAAAGCUUCAUCUGUACAGGUAGUCCUCGACUUACAACAGUUCAUUUAGUGACCAUUCAAAGUUACAAUGGCACUGAAAAAAAGUGAUUUAUGACAGUUUUUCACUCUUAUGACCACUGCAGCAUCCCUAUGGCCCCAUGAUCAAAAUUCAGAUGCUUGGCAACCGGUUCAUACCAUUGACGGUUGCCACAUCCCGGGGCCAGGUGAUCCCCUUUUGCAACCAUCGUGCAAGCAAAGUCAAUGGGGAAGCCAAAUUCACUUAACAACAGUGUUACUAAUUUAACAAUGGCAGUGAUUCGCCUAACGACUGUGGCAAAGAAAGGGCAUAAAAUGGGACAAAAUUCAUUUAACCAAUGUUUCACUUAGCAACAGAAAUGUUGGGCUCAAUUAUAGUCAUAAGUGGAGGACUGCCUGUAUUUGCAGCUGCUCUCCAGCGCUAGCAUCAAUGCCUCAGCUCUACCUCAGAUCAUUAGGCAUUAGAUCAGGGGUUCUCAACCUUGGCAACUUUAAGACUUGUGGACUUCAACUCCCAGAA
Crotalus tigris (Tiger rattlesnake) is the source of this 7934-nucleotide messenger RNA. RefSeq names its product mitogen-activated protein kinase kinase kinase 12 (gene MAP3K12). The transcript has 14 exons. Gene Ontology annotation, biological process: JNK cascade; protein autophosphorylation. Lineage: Eukaryota; Metazoa; Chordata; Lepidosauria; Squamata; Viperidae. The record is from RefSeq and is a predicted model, not a curated record. Gene Ontology annotation, molecular function: JUN kinase kinase kinase activity; ATP binding. Bases 443 to 3082 code for a protein of 879 amino acids.